Planococcus citri (citrus mealybug) is the source of this 996-nucleotide messenger RNA. Its product is annotated as deoxyuridine 5'-triphosphate nucleotidohydrolase-like. Gene Ontology annotation, molecular function: magnesium ion binding; dUTP diphosphatase activity. The record is from RefSeq and is a predicted model, not a curated record. Gene Ontology annotation, biological process: dUMP biosynthetic process; dUTP catabolic process. The transcript has 6 exons. Lineage: Eukaryota; Metazoa; Arthropoda; Insecta; Hemiptera; Pseudococcidae. The coding region runs from base 181 to 738 and encodes 185 amino acids.
UCAAAAUUUGUUUUUCAUCAGAUUUCAAAUUUGAAAUUUGAAAUUUACUUUUUCAACGCAUCAUCUUUGUCAUCAGUCUCUUGAAUGAUUGCACUUUAACGUCUUUAACUCUCUCAAGUUAGAUCUUGGAUUUGAAUCUGGAAGCAGGAACCAGAAAGAAACUGGUUUUGAACCGAACAGAUGAUCGUCGCCAAUCAGCUGUUUAGCUGUUCCAUGCUGUUAUCUAUCUAUACAAUUUCGCCCGCCUUUUUGUGUAAAUCGAGGACCAAACAAACUCUUUGGAAAAGUUUCAGCAUGGGUUCGGAAAAUGAAAUAACUUUGAAAUUCGCUCGUCUCACCGAACACGCUUUACCGCCAGUCAAAGGAUCAGACAAAGCUGCCGGAUAUGAUCUCAGAAGUGCUUACGAAUAUAAGGUACCGGCUCGAGGGAAAGAACUUAUUAAAACCGAUCUACAAAUUGAACUUCCGUCCGGCUGUUAUGGCAGAGUUGCUCCUCGCUCAGGAUUAGCUUGGAAAAAUUUCAUUGACGUUGGAGCUGGUGUAAUAGACGAAGACUACCGUGGAAAUGUUGGAGUCGUUUUGUUCAACCACUCAGAUCAAGAUUUUAUAAUUCAGAAAGGAGAUCGAGUAGCCCAGUUGAUCUGCGAAAGAAUUUUCCACCCGGUGUUGAAAGAAAUUCAGAAUUUGAGCGAAACCAAUCGCGGUGAAAAAGGUUUUGGAUCUAGCGGUGUGCAAUAAUUCAAAAUAUCAGAGCACGAAAUAUCUGGUUCCUUUUCCGAUUAUUUAUUGAUUGACAUCGUCUUUGUCGUGUCAUUAUUCAAGAUUCAAGGGAUUUCCCAUAUCUAUCGUGUAUAUUAGUUUAAUGUUCAGUGGCAUAAAUACUCCAGCAAUGUUCAUAUAUAAUAUAUAUUGUAUAAUUUAUUUAUCGAGUAAUAUUCUGAAUGAUUCGUUUAACGUUUUCGUGUUUUCAGAAUAAAUUGUGUUUUCGUAUCGUAA